GGGGCAAGCUUGAUUAGCGUGUUAUUGUGUCACGUAUGGGUGUGUUCACACGGCUCUCUUGUUUCUAUUUUUCCCUUAUUUGUUUCCACUUGCUCACUAAGGAGUGUCCGUUUGUUGCUUUUAAUCAUUUUGGACAAGCCCGAUCUGCUGUGGAGAUUCAAGGUCAGAGGACAAUUUUAAGAACAAAUCCAUCACGUCAGCCAGCAAGCGUUCGAAGGAGACGACCUGAAACAGGAAAUAUAAGACUCCAGUCAGAAAACAAAGCAGAGGGCGGAAGGCGGCCCUGCAGACUGUUCGACCUUUUCUGAGUAUCGUGAUGCAAAUUGAAGGGCCUGACCUCUGGAGUAUCUGCACUGAAAGGAACUGCAGAGUCUCAAAACGAAUGCUUCCAGCAGAUAUCAACAUCGCUUCAUGACAUGACAACCUUGACAGCUGUAAACUAAAGGUCCAUUUAUCAACGAGAGAAACAGAACUGCGUUGACAACAUGACUGAUGGGCUGAAGCAGGUCUUCAGCCAGCUACAAUUUAGGAGCCAAACAGUUCAAGCACAACCAUCCCAACCGGGCCAAGUAAUGGCACCAAACGAGAGCCAAUUUUGUACUGAUUGCAUGUAAUGUGUUGAAACAAAAAAAUCAUCCAUUCCUGAACCAUGAACGCAAAAAUACUUUACGCAUCCGAGAGGAAGUCCGAGUGUUUUGGUUACGCAAAGUAAACCUAAAAGCAGAGAGUGAAAAUGCUUUGUUUUGUCAUGCCCUUUCUGUACCUUGAGUGGUAUAUUUUAAUGUAUUUAUGAACAGUAUUUACAUUCUAAAGUCAUGUCAGUUGUUAUUCCCCUUGAGAUACAUUUUCUGACUUAACCCCUCGACCGUCAUCUUGUUUUUCCCGCGUCCUGAUAUUUCCCAAUCUAAAGCUACGAGGCCCUCAGAAGAGUUAAAAAAAAAAAAAAACCCGCAACGUCUUGCAGUGUCUCGGGCCAGCAGAUGACAUCAGCAACAAAAAUUUCCCAACGAAAUGUCCAUCCUCAGAAAGGUCAAAUAAGGCAAGACUAGCAAACUACCCGGAAACCUUGAAGAUAAAGAGAAAUCCCUGAAGGCUGGAGGAACGCCAAAGACCAUCUUUAUGACUGCCAUGGAGAGGCUCGAUGAAGCCGGGGAAGGAGGUUCGAAUGGCGCUCUGUCUUGUGAGGGAGCAGAGCGCGAGAAUGACGGUGUGCUCACAAUUGUGCAGCGAAAACCGUCACCAAAUGGAAACAUUAAAAGCCAUGCCAAAAAGCCAUUUCCGCAUGGCAAACAAGAGAUUACAGAUUGCAGUCACCCUGGGGGGCAAACACACCGCUAUAAAUAUUUGAUCCCCAAAAGAUGCAGUGAUUCUUCCAUGGCUGAAGUAUCUUUGGAGGCCCAGGGAACGGCAAAAGUCGGAUUAGAGAAGUCCUCUGAUGUGAGGUUGGAAAAGUCGCCAUUUGACCAGGAGGGCACUUGCGAAUCCCCGGGACAUCCCAGGUCCAAACGCGGCCCCACCAUGCUGCAGGGCCUUUUGUCCGAGAUCCAAGACGUGGUGGAAAGAAACGACAUUAUAAAUAGGACGACGCGCUUGGAUUUAAACUGGUACCUUCGGUCUUCACCAAGUGAGGCGGAGAUCAGAUUGAUCAGAGCAGUCCAAAAUGUGCUGGCUUGCCGAUAUCUGCCAGCCCAGCUGGAUGUCGCCGCUAUGGCCAGACAACUGGAGAAGGCGGAGGCUUACAAGCAACGUGUGCUGGACCAAGUUGCUCUGAUGAAAAGUAGCAGUUCUUCUCAACCUUAUGCUCCAAAUGUCUUGAAAAGACUGCAAGCCCAGUGGACGUCUGCGCUGAUGGACGCCUCGGCCACAGUGCAAGUCAAAACGGCCCAGCUGGGGGAAGCCAAAGAGUAUCGCAAACGGCUCGAGACAAUCAAAGCUUUCCUGCGUCAAGUCGAAACAGAGAAGAAUAACAUAGGCGGCUUGGGAAGCAGUGCUCUCCAAGCUGAAAAACUCCGCUCCUUGCUGCAAACCUUGAAAGAAAAGGAAGAAAUGUGGCAUGGGCUCCGUGCCUCGAGCAGCCGGUUGGCCGUCCACUUGAGCGAUGCCGAAAGCUCGGGCGCUCUCCUCGCUCAGCUUGGAGAUGUGCAAGAUGAGUGGAGACUUUUGAGCGGGAGUAUCAAGAGAGCCCUGUGCCAGGCGGCGAAUUCAUCCCGUCAAUCGUCCGCCCUGAUGAAAGAGGCUCAACGGCUUAAAGACAAGAUUGAAGCGGUUCAGGAAGCGGCGGAGUCCCGCGGCAAAUGUCAUGGCGCCGAAACCACGUUCGAACUUUUUGGUUUGAGCGAAGACCUCAAAACGUGUCACCGGCUGCAUGUGGAUCUAAAAUCUUUCUCGGAUGCUCUUUUCCAAACUGGUAUAGGUCAGAACGAGAAGGACGGCGUGAAACGUGCCCUCGAAGAAUUGAGGACCUUACUGGGGACUACCAAAAACCAGGCCGACCCCUCCGUACUUGACGCUGAUGCUAACGAGCAGUUCCAAGAAUGCAUCACGUGGGCAAAACGGAUGGAAUACCACAUCAGCGCUGGCAAAAAAAUGUCUCUUUUCCCCGAAGAAGCUCGAAUUCAGAUUGAGAAAAUGAGGAAAUAUCAGACGGAUAUCGUCAUCAGAAGGUCCGAGAUGCAACGGCAAGAAACGAGGCGGGAAACCGCUGACGCCGACAAUGAGGACUACGCCCGAGGGUCGGAAGUCGUCGAAAAGCUGUACGAAGCGCUCACUGAAAACUUGGAGGAUGUUCUUGACGCCAUGAUGAACAAUCUCCAGGAGAGGGAGGAAUUGUUCGAUCGCCUCGACGGCAUUGACGCGUGGCUCCUCGAAACAAACGCCAACAGAGACACCCGUGCUUACGCGGAGAACCUUUCGAGAGUUGACCUCGGCUCGCUUGAGAGCAAGCGAAAGCAUCACCGAGGGCUCGCCGAGGAUAUCCAGCGUCAACUAAAUCUGGUGGAUUCUUUGGAGAAAAGGUGCCAGGUCAUAGCAGAAGGUCUGAGCCCCGGAGAGAGCCGGUACCUUGUCAACAGGCUCUCGGCCAUCUGGACGCAAUUUCAUGGCUUGCUGGCACAAGAGAGUGCGACCAGCUGGCAUUUGGAGGAGCUGAUUCAUGAGCAUACAUCUUCCGGCGAGGAGCUGUCUACCAUCGAGCGUAGCUUAAAGAACAUCUCCGCUUGUUUGGACCAACAUCAUUUCCCCAUGACGCAGGAAAGCGUUUUAAGCAUUGCGCUGGCGAAGCACAUGCUCAUGGAACAUCAGUGUCAAGUGCAAGAGAUUCAACACUGCCAGGAGUGCGAGCGCAGCGCUCUGCUCUGCACCGUCGCGGAACUGCAAGACAGGUGCAAGGUUCUGAGUUUUCACGCUUUUGAGCAAGACAAAUAUCUGCAACUGAAGAAGCAAAUGGAGGAUUCAAGGGACGUGUCCCAAGAGCAACUCCGGCAGGCCAAAGACGGAACGUUAAGUUUGGGCGAGAGGUUCAAACGUUGCCAGGCGCUCUUGGUCGACCUUCCGCUGAUGAAGACGCGCUGUCAAGAAGCGGCGGAGCAACUGGAGGUGAUCGCUCCGGAGAUGCGCCCGACGGAGGUGGAUUUGGAGAGGCGGAGCAUUAGCGGCGCCGUAGCGGCGUUUGCUUCUUCGGAGCAGGCCGCCACGGAUGAGAUGAAGCAUUUAGAGGGCGAGCUUCUUCUGGGCCUGCGCUUUUGCUCCGAGCUUCCCGCCUUGACGGAAUUCUUCCGAAGAACGGCACGAGAGCUGCGGGGUGCGGAGCCGGUCGGUCCCGAUGAGGGCGCCGUGGAUGUCGCCCUGCAAAGGCGAUGGGUGAUGUGGAGAAACAUGGAGUCUGCGAUGCGCCUGUUGCGUGCGCUGGCUCGGAAAGAGGAAAUUGACUUCGAGAGCUGCAGUGAUUUGCAUUUACUGGGUGAUUCCACCAUGCAGGAAUGUCAUUUACAGAUGGAGCGUUUAUCCAAGACCCGAGAAUCCUUGAAAGAUUACCAGUGGGCCGCUCAGGGAGCCAUCAACUUUCUUCACCACGCUGAGAUCACGUUUUUAUCGGCUCCCGGCGGCUUCCUUGACUGUACGGAGGAACAGACUCAGACGCAACAGGCCAUCGAAGCUCUCGAAGAAGGAUUUGUUGCCCAUAUCCAGCAUCUUGUUGAACUGGUGCCUCAGCAAGUCUGCCUUUCCUGCUCGGAAACUCGAGACCUGCACAUUGGCAUCUUGAGUCAAUUGUUAGUGGGAAGGGCCGUUCUUGAGGCUCAGGCUCAGCUCAGACUGGAGUCCUUGCAGAGAUGUGCACUUCGACAACAAAGCCACAGGGUUUGUCACCAAGACAUGCGGCGGUGUCUUCUUGAUUUCGAAGCAAAGCUUUCGGCGUGCGCGGCGCAAGAAGUGACGUCCUACGAAAAAUGUCUGGCGCAACACAAACGUUGUAAGCACUUGAUGGAGGGGAUCUGCGACCUCGCUAUGAAAAUUGAGGACCUCCGAGAAAGAUGUCCCGUGCAGGGAUGUGGCAUUGGAAAGGAUGGAGAGCUCUGCGCCCUCUGGAGGCGCUGGGUUUCAUUGCGGUGCCGUGUUGGUCUGCUCAUGGCACAAGCAGAUCAGAGACUGGAGGAAUGGGAGGACAUCACAGCUAGUGUGGAACUGUGCCGCAGCUCAUUGUCGAGACUCCAGGCCGAGGUUCCUGACUCCUCCGCUCUCGUGUUCACACAAGAUGACCUCCAGAAGCUUCUGGCCCAGGCAGAGCUGCAGCAGGUUGGUCUAGAACGAGAAAGACAAACUUUGGCUUCCCUGGAGCACCGCCUGGAGCAUGUCUUGAGCUUGACUACUUCCAAGGAUCCCUGCAGUCUGCCAGGGACUUUUGGUGAAAGCCUUGUGAACAUUCGAGAAAACGUCAAACGUUUGGAGGAAAGGAAUCUCCAUGUGAUUGCCGCUACCCAGAUUGAGGCAAGGGAAAGGAAGCAGUUUGAAGAGAGGAUUGGACAGCUGGAGAAGAGCAUGUGCACUAUUCUUCCCUUGCUGGGCAACGAAAUGGGUUCAGCAAAACACCAGGAGCUCACAAAGGAUCUGUCCAAUCAGAAAGUUAACCUAAAAGGUAUCCAGGACGGCGUGCUGGAGCGAUAUGCUGAGAUUCCAGCUGAUAUUAGCCAGCGAAUGCAAACUCUUCAGGAGUCUGUGGAGGAAGCUGAAAGAAAGUUAGAGCAGAGCGCGUCCGUUCAAAAACUGGCUUGCCAAGUGACAGAGUUGAUCUCUGACCUGGACCAAGUGAAAUCAUCUCUGGGGCAAAAGAGCUCCACUGUCGCCGAGGCCCAACGUGCUCUCAAGCACGUGUGGGACGAAUUGGACUCGUGUCACGGUCGCUUGAUGCUCCUGGAGAGCGAGGUGCAGGAGCUGGUGGAGGAACAAUCGGAGCAAGCUCAGCUGUUUAUGGACCAGCUGACGCGGCCGUUGCAGCUUUACCAAGAUGCCGUGCAGACGGCUGAGCAUCGCACCGCUUUCCUGAGCAAGAUCCCGGCCUCUCUUCAAGAGUUCGAAGACCUCCUGUGCGGCGCCACUUGUUGGUUUGACGAGGCCCAGGCAUGGCUGAGCAGUCCCUGCUCUUUGCCGACAUCCAAAGGCCUCCAGAAUCAUGCCAACACCUUGCAGCUGGUCAUGGAUGACUCGGCGAGAAUCAGGAACACGCUGAAGAAUUUCCGGCCAGUGCUCGCCGAGAUUUCUGCCGUGUGCGAUCUCAGUGCGCAGGAGGGGAGGAUGGACGGCACCGAGCGACAGGUUGAACAGAUGCAAAAAAGCAUUCUCGAGCCAAUGGAGCAGCACAAGCAGGCUGUUGAGGUCGUGGAGGCCUUGGAAGAGGAGUUAAAGACCUUAGAGGCGAAUGUCCCAAAAAUCACAACCAUUUUGUCCUCUUUAGACAAUUCCAACGUGACGCCGAAAGAGCAUUUUCACAACCAACAGGUGAUCCUGGACAAUGUCCACUCAAUGCAGAAGACAUUAGAGGACAUGGAGAGCUGCAGAGGAGAUUUACGCCUCCCACAGGAAACAAAGGAGACUCUAGUGGUGUUCUCUGGAAUCAAAGCGCUCCUGCAGGUGCUGACAGACUUAGAACAUCUCACCCAGCAACGAGGCGUUCUUCUGGAGGAGGCUUUCGAGGAGUCCAAUUCAGAAGAUGAUGUGGAUGAAGACGAGAGCUGUCACUCAUCAUCCUCGGACACACUAACGUGCAGUAUUCCCGAGGACCCAGAGGACACGUUGUGUACUCCAGGGGUGCGAAGCGAUGACUUCAUAGAUCCGGAGGCACGGUCUGACGCCAAGGCUUUGGCCUUUGUGUCCGCCCAAUUUUGUGAACCAGUUUUUGAAGCUGAGAGCUCAAAUAAUUUUGAGUCGUCCGGCCUGGAUUCCAAGACGUUUGAUCAAGAAGAUGCUCCAAGUGGAUUCACAAGAUCACCAACACGACUGAACACUGAAGCUGCUGGUGAUGAAGUCCUCGGGAUCCAAAUUGUGGCACCCGAGUCUGUGAUCUCUUCCACCGUUUCUGCCGCCGUAAUCACAGAUGACCUUUCUGCACUUCCAAAUGUUGACCUAUGCGGCCCCCCCAUCAACGUACUCUCCAAUCAGGCCGCAGCCACAGGGGAGUCCGUGGCUACGCAUCCAAUUCAAGAGCCAAGUGGACGCGUCAUCAGGGAUUGCAAAGAGGGAAAAGAUCAACACCACGCCAAGCCUUCUGCAAUAUUGACCCGGUGCAGCGGAGUUCACACAGACCAGCAACAGUGGCGCCUGCUUCACAAUCAAAUCGCCCAGAAAGUGAAUAGCCUACAAAAACUUCAGGAGGAGCAUCGGAAGUCGAUUGGCGAUGGCAAGGUUGCAACGGUCCCGGAAGGAAAAUUGCUGUCGGCUUCAGCUGUUCUUCAGCAUGCAAAUGAAUCCAUCACCAUGCUGAGUAAAAUCGUGAGCUCUGCGGAUGAUCCCGCCACGAAGGGCGAGUUAUAUUCGGCGGCACACACAGUUCUUCAAUGCGUGGACGAUUUGACCGACCUUCCGUCGACUCCCCAACAAUGCAGUGAUGGGGGUGAAGAGACCCAGCUUGAGUCACUACAGCAUGAAUUCGUAUCAAUGGAGCUGGCGAGUCUGGCCGGCCUGCUGCAUGACGUCGAGUCAAAGAUCAGUCCCGUGCUUCAAGACGACGAACGGAGCUGUUUAACGUGCCUGCAGAAAUGUCUGAAAGCUGCCCAGUUAGUCAUCGCCUCUUUCAACGAACUCUCCGUCGACUCUCUGGGUCUUAAAAGCCAGCAUCAGGAGCUCUUCUCCAACCAGUUAUGUUUCAUGGAGGAGAUACAGCCGAGUCAUCGUGAAAUAUUCCCAAAUCAAAAGGAAACUUCCAUUCUGCAGCAGUGUGUGCUGGGCAGACAUGUGAGAGAGAGUUCAGGGGAAAAAGCCCUGAUACAGAAAGCGAUCCAGUCCUUACUGCACGGAAUGCGUAGCCUACUGGAUCUCGGUGAAGGAUGCGUAGCCGAGGGGCCGGCGAGACCCGUUCAAAACGUUCGCCAACUACACGUUCGUCUCCGUAGAGACCAGAAGUUCGCUCAUGUUCUCGGAGCUCAGCUGAAUUUUAUGCAACAUCUAUUCCAUGGAAGGCCAGAUGUGCUGCGGGCUCAGGAGGAUGAGCAAGCACAGCUGGAAGUUCGGGGCAGAGCUUUGAUCCAGGAGUUGCUACAACAGGAGGUGGCAUCUCAGUGGAGAAUCCUGGAGUGCAACCGCUGGGAGGAUAAUUGCGGUCGACUGGGAAGACUGCUGGACGAGCUUGAAGUCCGCAUCGGCGGUGCGGAAGCGGCGCAGGCGGAGGAUAAUGAGGAGUCCCACAUAGAACGCCGUCGACGUGCCUGUCAGCAAACUUUGGUCCAAUUGGAAGCGAACCGGGCUCUCCUGGGCCAGCUCGUGGAUCAGAGAUGUGAGCUGCAGACGGAUCCUUUAUUUGCGCCUUCGGCCGUACAGACAGGGGGUGCUCUGGAGCUGCGAUGGAGAAGCAUCAGCAGCCGCGUGGAACGAGAGCUUCGGCGCUACAGUGACGCGUGCGACGGCUGGGCCAGAUUCCAGACAGACUUUUCCCUCGUCAGUAAAUGGCUCCGUGAUGCCAACGAACGCCUGACAAUUUGCUCAGAACUCACUGAUGCCUCUCACGUCAGCCAGGAGAGUGUUCGCAAGGGUCUGAUCAGGUUGUUGGACUUCUCUAUAGAGAUGGAGACCAUGUCUGCUCGCAAGGAAUCCGCCUCCGGAGAAGCCGCUCGACUGCUCCGUCUGAGGGAAACGGAAUGUCCUGGCCUGAGAGGGAGCCUCACAAAGCUGGAGAUGACCUGGUGCAAGCUCACCUCUGACCUGACCAGUGCACAAGACCGGCUGCAAAAGGAGCUGCUCCAGAUAUGGCCACCGAUGACGCUGCUGUCUGACUUGGAGGAUUGGCUCAAGAACUUGGAGGUUCAUCUGGAGCAGGCGAGAGAAAAAAUCCGCGAGGUCACAGACGCCGCUGGGAUCAGGAGAAGCCUGCAGCGCUUCCUGGCGUUAAGGAUGUCUUUAGUCAAGGGGCAGCCUCUUCUGGAAUUUCUGUCCCAAACUCGCCCGCAGGGGAUGGAAGUGGAUGUUCAGGCUCGUCUUGCAGAGAGAACAAUGUACGCGGAGCAACUCGGUGCCCUCAGGCAACAUUGGCUUCACCUGCAGGGGACGCUGGAGAACCAGAUUCAUGGAGAUCAAGAGCUCCAUUACGCUUGUGCUGCCAGAGAGAGACAGUUGCAGCGUCUCCGUCGGGCCGUUGAGCAGCAGAAAAAGCACUUUAAUCGGUGGAAACAUCCAACCGGUCAAACGCAAGCUCAAAAGGUUCUGCAGGAGUGGGGGGCUGUUCUCGUAAGAAUAAAGGAAGUGGCCGCAGCUUUGCAGGGGGUGAAAUCCACGCGUGUGCUUGUUGAAAAGGAGCAUCGGUGUGAUGUCGUUUUUUGUGAGCAGGCUGAGGCUGUCGGUCUGGCUUGUGAGGAUCUCCUUCAGCAGAUGCGGCUUUUGGAGCCAAUUUUAGAGCAAACCGUCCAGGAAUGGGCUUGUCUGGAGAGAAAUCUGCGGGAGGUUUCCCUGCUCACCGGCAGGGUACACUGUACCGUGCAGAUUUACGGAGCACUUUUGUUUUCACCGAAGCAGAAGGAAAGUUAUUUGGAGCUACUGCAGCAACUGCAGGAGAUGUGCAGACAAGGGGAGAAGCUCUGGGUCGACGUCGACAAAUCUCUUGCGAUUCUUUUGAAGACACUCGACCCUGCAACAAGCCGCUCACUCGAUGAUCGAAUAGAGAAAGCGCAGAAGCGGUGGGAGGACAUGUUGGAAAAUCUGGAAACGGAACGCCAGAAGACUGACGAGACCCGAACCCUCUGGCAGCAGUAUAAUCGUACCUUUGAUAAGGGCUCCCUUCAGCUGGAACACCUUCGGCAUCAGUUGUCCUCCUUUUCGCCUCGACGGGAGCCGCAGGUCGCGGUUCACUCGGCAGAGAAAUUACAGAAUUUUGCCGAGGACCUGCAAAAGAGUGCGACGGAUGUGCUGGCCUCGUCGAAGCCUCUCCGUGGACGUCUCAAACCACGCGUCCAAAAUUUGGUCCAAUCUGAGAUCGCGGGACUGUCGCUUGAGGGCCUCCUGCUGAACCAGGCCAUGUCCGACACAAAGAAAAGCCUUCAGGAAGAUUUAGACGACUACAAACUAUUUUGCACGCAGCUGGAAGCCCUUGAGCAGCAGACGCAAAACAUACUGCAUGGAGAGAAAUCGAACACGAAUGACAAAGACAUUGUGAAGGAGCUGUUGAAACUUAUCGAACUGCUUCCGUCACUGGUUGAUAUCAGCGAAUUGAGCGGCUACGUGACCCUCGCCAAGCCGGAAAAAGACGCGCUGCACGCGCUCGGCGAAAAAUGGAGCCGCGGUGUGAAUCGCAUGUGUUUUUUGUACAGAACUCUUCAGCGUGAACAUCAGCGGUCCCAAGACUUUCAUCAGAAGUGUCAGGAGCUCACGUUCAUCCUGGAGGAGCUGGAGUCGGAACCCCCAAGUGGCUUCAACCUCCAAGAGAUACUUGCUGUCCAUCAGAGGCGUCAGAUUGAAAUGAUUACUGGACAAGAGCUUCUCCGAGAUCUUCUGUGUAAUGCAAUCAAGUCCAUGGAAAAACAAAAAUCAGACGAAAAAUCUGAGCUCCUGACACAAGCGCUCCAUCUGCGAGGGAAGUGGUUCAGGUCUUUGUCGCUGGCCGGCCAGCACCGGGCCGCGACUGGCGAACAGAUCCAUCAGUGGAGGAUCUAUAAACGUGGCAUGAAGCUUCUGGGCAAGACGCUGAGAAGUGUGGAAAGCCUGCUGUCCCCUGCUCACCCUUCACAAACUCUAUUACCUUUAAAAUCGCCGCAACUUGCAGACCAGUGCCAGUGUCUGAAUGAAGCUCUGCAGCGUCACUCAUCCGUGCUCACGGAGACUUUGGAGGCGGGUCGACUUUUGUGUGAGACGACGUCAGACUCGGACAGUCGGACUCGACUCGAGUUGGAAAUUCAGGCCAUAGAAGGGGCCUGGAAACACGCUAACUCACUGGUCCAAAAAAGGAGAACAGUGGUCAGCACGACUGUUCAGAACUGGUCGCGGUGUCAGGACGAGAUAAAGGCCAGAAUGUGUGAAGUGGAUGAGCUGAGAAGCCAGCUGAAGAGGCCGCUGCCCGCGGCGACGGAUGCGUUUGUGGAAGCGCUCAUUCGGAAGACGGACCUCUCUUUGCAACAUCUCGCCGGUGGAUUGAAAGACGUGGCCUCCAUGAAAACCGACCUGUCCCAGUACGUGGCGGCGGCCGAUUCCGCUCUGCUGGAACAGCAGCUGGAGCAACUUCAUAUCCAGUGGGAUGAACUCUGCGCCAAGGUGUCCUCGCGCAAGCAGGAAAUUGCUGACCGCCUCAACGCCUGGACCAUCUUCAAUGAGAAAAACAAAGAGGUCUGCGAUUGGCUCACCCAGAUGGAGAGCAAGGUGUGUCACGGCGCGGAUCUCAGCAUCGAAGAAAUGGUGGAAAAGCUGAAAAAGGAUUGCAUGGAGGAAAUCAAUUUGUUCAGUGAGAAUAAAAGCCACUUGAAGCACCUCGGAGAGCAGCUGCUUUUAGCCAGCGAUGAGGCCAAGCAGACCCAAGUGCGUGCUUCCCUGCAAGAGGUUAACCAGAGAUGGCACAACCUCUUCAGCCACAUCGAGGCCAGAGUGACAAAGUUGAAGGAGACUCUGUUGAGAGUGCAACAACUGGACAAAAACAUGAGCAACCUCCGAUCGUGGCUUUCACGCGUGGAGGCCGAACUGUCCAGGCCCAUUACCUACAGUGUUUGUCAUCACCAGGAGAUACAGAGAAGGCUGGCUGAGCAGCAGGAGCUGCAACGGGACAUCGAGCAGCAUACGGAAGGCGUCACCUCGGUCCUCAACCUGUGCGAUCUUUUGCUGAGGGACGAAGACGCCGCCGGCACCGCUGAGGCGGAAUGUGACUCCCUGCAGGAAACCAGUCGUAGCCUGGACCAGCGCUGGAGGACCAUCUGCGCCAUGUCUCUCGACAGGCGACUCAGGAUUGAGGAAACAUGGAGACUGUGGUGCAAGUUCCUGGAGGACUAUUCGCAGUUUGAGAAUUGGCUUAAGAUGGCGGAGAAGACCGCCGCCAACCCCAACUCGGGAGACGUUCCUUACGCCGUUGCCAAGGAGGAGCUGAAGAAGUUUGAGAGGUUCCAAAGGCAGUUGCAUGAGAGGCUGACCCAGUUAGAACUCAUCAACAACCAGUACCGCCGACUGGCCCGCGAGAACCGUACGGACCGCGCCGGCCAGCAGAAAGCCAUGGUCCACGAGGGCAACCGGCGCUGGUACGUUCUGCACCGGCGGGUGGCUGCCGUCCUCCGCAGACUGAAGCAUUUUACCAGUCAGCGAGAAGAAUUUGAAGGCACUCGGGAAAGCAUGUUGGUGUGGCUGACGGAACUGGAUCUGCAGCUGACCAACGUGGAGCACUUUUCUGAGAGCGACGUUCAUCACAAGAUACAACGGCUUAGUAGUUUCCAGAAGGAGAUCAUCCUCAACACGGAGCGCAUUGAUGGGCUGAUCGUGUUUGGGGAAAGUCUCAUCCAGAAGAGUUCACCGCAGGAUGCCGCGUUGAUAGAAGAAGAACUGGAGGAGCUUCAUUCCUACUGUCAGGAGGUUUUCAGCCGACUGGUUCGCUUCCACCAACGUCUCAGCCAGCCGCCGGUGUUGACGGAAGACGUGUUCAUGGAGUCCAGCUUGGAGCUGAUCGGACGGCCCUGGCUCGGGCGGGGUCAAGGAAGCCUGCCGGCCACACCCUCCCACUUGCUGGCCUUUCCGCUGGAGCAGUCGGGGCGGGAGACGCCGGUGAGCGUCGACUCGCUGCCGUUAGAGUGGGACCACACCGGGGAUGUUGGCGGCUCAUCAUCCCACGAGGAUGACGAGGAAGAGGGAAUUUACUUCAGUGCUUUGUCAGUGUCGGACAGGUUGAUGGCUGCCUGCGAGUCUCCAAUCUGGACAUCACCGGCAGAUGAAGAAGAACCUGACGCCGGCGACCACAACGUUCAACACGCCCUCACCAGCACGCCGGUCAAGCUAGUCCAUUCGCAUCAAAUGUCCCAGUGCAGUGACAAAAUUGAGGACAUGAAAAGAGCUCGUCUGAUCCUGGAUGAUGGUGAUGAUUUGGAGCAGCCAGAGAUCAGUUUGACAAACUCAGGUGGCUCAGGCAAACAGUCUGCUGAUGCGUUUGCUCUCCCAGGGGUGAUUGAACGCUGGGAACUACUGCAGGCUCAGUCCGGGAACGAGCAAGACGCCGACCCCCAGGAUCCGCCCAAUGUCACAUCUGACCUCGAUGAGGUCAUUUCCUGGUUGGACAACAUUCAUCCGGAACUGGACCGCCUCCAGCAGUCGCAUCCAAGCAACAGGAUUGUUGACAUGGCAACCAGAGCGAAAGAGAUGAAGGAGAUGAAGGAGAUGUUUACACACUACAAGCCUAUCAUGCUGUCAGUCAACCUGCGCGCUCUGCAAGUCCCGGAGCAGCAGGAGAAGCUCGUCGAUUUGAACCAAGCCUGGAGCCGAGCUUCAACACUUCUUCACCAGUGGGAAACCAGUUUGAGAAGGACUCUGAUGUGCUGCCAGGAGUUUGAUGAGAGCCUCCAUUCCCUGCUGCUGUGGCUGGCGCGCGCCGAGAAGAAACGCGACGCGGUCGACGUCAGGGAUCCGGAGACACCUCUUCAAAUUCUGAGACGGCAGCAUCGCUCCCUCACUGCCCUGCUGGAGGAGCUCUUGGAGAGGCGGAGCCAGCAGGCUUCGCUCCACACCCUGUGGUCUCAACUCCAGCCAGAGGACGGGGGCGAGGGGAGCCACGAGGCCCAGGAGAAGCUCCACGUGACGGCCACCAAAUUGAAGUUACUCAUGAAGGACGUGAGCGAGGACCUGAACAUCCUGCAUCAACGUCUAGACUGCAACACCUACAAAGGUCAAAAUGUCCCAUUGGAUUCAUCUCAGCACAUCACCCAAACAAAGGAGUCUCCUUCCACUCAAAAAGGGAGGAGAGACUCAUCCCCACCGCGCUCCUUCUUCUGUCGGGUCCUGUGGGCUGCCGUCCCAUUUCACCUCCUCCUGCUGUUCUUGCUGCUCCUUCCUUGUUUGGUUCCCAGGUCGGAGAGAGACUCGAGUUGCACUGUUGCCAACAACUUUGCUCGCUCUUUUCAUCCCAUGUUACAUUACACUAACGGACCCCCGCCCACUUGAGUCAGACUUGAGCACAGGUGCGGGGGGUUUAAGACGAGAAGGAAUAAAUACAAUUCCCUUUUUUUCC
Messenger RNA from Hippocampus zosterae (dwarf seahorse), 13879 nucleotides. Its product is annotated as nesprin-2. Bases 1120 to 13812 code for a protein of 4230 amino acids. Gene Ontology annotation, cellular component: membrane. Lineage: Eukaryota; Metazoa; Chordata; Actinopteri; Syngnathiformes; Syngnathidae. The record is from RefSeq and is a predicted model, not a curated record. The transcript has 69 exons.